ACUGGAUAAUCGUAGCCAGACCAGUUCGGUCCAAAACCAUGUCACGGAUGCGGGGGAAUCGCUUGUGGGACGCACGGUGGUGAUACACUGGCCCGGGCUAGCUGGCUAGUCAGUAGGGUCUGAGGUCGGAAGUAGGCCACGGUGGAAAUGGAUCCGAAAAGUAGUGCUGGUGAAUAUAUAAGUGCUGUCUUAAAACCGGAAAUGGAGAGAGGAUUAGAAGAAAAGCUACGGAUUAGUCAGAAAGAGAGGCUUUCAAGUGGAGGGUCAGGUCGUUCUCCAACAAAGGCAGCCAUCGUGAUCCAAGAGGACUCCCUUCCAGCUGCACCACCUCCACAGAUACGCAUUUUGAAACGACCCACCAGCAACGGAUCCUUAGGAUCUUCUGAAACACAGAACCGACCCUCUCCCCGAGUGAAGUCCUUAGCACAGAGGGAGGCGGAAUACGCAGAAGCCAGGAGAAGGAUCCUUGGCAGUGCUGAUGACACACCCCAAGAGAGACCCAAUUCAGACAGAUCACUGCGUGUGAGCAGCCACACACCUUCAGAAGACACAAGAUCAAACAACCAUGUGGUUCGUCAGCCAGCAGGUCCAGAUGGUACACAAGGCUUUCGCCAGCGCAGAUGGGAAUAAAGGUCUGGGUAGAGAGGAGAGCUAAUGAUCCAUCUCCCAGCAUAACGCUGCAGUUCUUAUCACUUUUUAAACCAAUAUUUAGUAUGUGGGAUAUUUAAGAAAGAAGAAAAAACCUCUUACCCAUUUAUGGCUCCUAGGCCAGUGUGGAAUGUAAAAAGGGGAGGAAAUAGAACACGGAAGAGCGAGUGGGGCAAAACCUUUUCUGCCCCCAUUUUACACUGUGAUGAGGACAACUUCUGGACACUGCUCACUGUGAUACCAAAUCACCCCCUGCCCCGAACCCCAACAAACUGCAAAUCACCCCCACCCCCUCCUAAUUUAACUGUGACUGGCGACCCGUCUACCAAUGGAAUGCAUUGUAUUUUAGGCUAUUGUGUGAUCUGGAGAUCAGCCAUGACCCUCUCUGAGAAAGACGGUUGCAGCAUUAUGUAUUAUGAUGCAAGAGAGGCUAUGAUGUAAAUGUAUGAGGAUGGCACAGGGCGUCAGCUCUCAGCAAUAAUGAUAUCUUGCUUUAUAAAUUUUUUCAAUUUUUUCUUUCCAUAAUGUUCUUCCCAUGCUUUUGUACUGGUCAUAUUGGUCUGUUUUAAUUUUGGCUAUGUAUGGCAUAGUCUGCUAAAUGCCAUACACUUUUAAUUAGUAAGGGAAUGGUGAAGGUUCUGUGGAAACAAUUAGUUUAAGUUCUGUUGUUUUUGAUUAGUCUCAUUUUUAAAUCCUGGGUCUUCCUCUGACUCCUAAUUUUUAUAAAAAGGGGGGAAAAUAGGAAUAAAAUUAGAGAAAACAAUUAUCAUAUUAAUGUUUUUCUGCCUUUUUAUGAGAUUCAAGAAAGCAGUUAUCAAGCUCUCAGUAAUGAUCAAUUAUUAUAAAUAAAAUGACCUGUAAAUGUGCUGGAAAUGAUCACAGGAAGACAUAAAAGGGAAAAUGUUUUGCUGGCUCCUCAUUUCCCUUUUUGAGAUUUUACAUCUGUUAUUUUUACCAUUUUCUUCACUGAAGUCAGAACUCAGGUCUUUGAGGAAACCGAGAGACUGAAUAAACUAUUAUUGUUUUUAGUUUUUAAUUUAGUGGUGGUACAAUAGGGAGCUUUUCUUAAAUGUAGCUUAUGACCAUCCACAAGAGCACCUCUAAACUGGAGUACUGGAUAGCGUACAAGAGAUUAUUUAACUGUUUUUAAGAAAAACUAGACAUUCUACAGCAGCAAUGGUUCAAUAUGACUUCAACUGAAGUGUUAACUCCGUUGCUGGCUCUUGCAAUAUAGCAUCCACAGAAGAGCCAAACUACUGUACAUUAAUCCCAUUCCCUUUGCCAGAUACUCAUUAUGCUGUUUUUCAAAGAUGUCUGAAAAUUCCCAGCAAUGUAUGGGAAUAUACCCUUUAAUUUGUGCAGCUGUCUACAUUAUAUUGCAUCAAAUCAACCAGAACACUGUCAUGAUCUGCAAAUGAACAUGGAAAUCUGCCUGUAAAUACUUUACAAAAUACCCCUUUAAUAAAGACUUUUUAAAAUAA
This is a messenger RNA of Electrophorus electricus (electric eel), 2129 nucleotides long. RefSeq names its product SUZ RNA binding domain containing 1 (gene szrd1). The record is from RefSeq and is a predicted model, not a curated record. NCBI's taxonomy places the organism in Eukaryota, Metazoa, Chordata, Actinopteri, Gymnotiformes, Gymnotidae.